Messenger RNA from Physella acuta, 2858 nucleotides. RefSeq names its product protein hairy-like. Gene Ontology annotation, molecular function: DNA binding; protein dimerization activity. Lineage: Eukaryota; Metazoa; Mollusca; Gastropoda; Physidae. The record is from RefSeq and is a predicted model, not a curated record. Gene Ontology annotation, biological process: regulation of DNA-templated transcription.
AUUACCGCCUCGACUUGAGCUGUGGGCUUGAAUUAACAACUUUCACAUCGUCGGUGAACACAUCGCUCCACUGCCUCUACGACCAAUCUUAGAAGUAGACCUCGCUAGUCUGGGAUUUUAUUUCUACCACAUGCGGACAUUCAUACUCACUCACCGAAACCAUACGUGAACGGACUUUUCCUUUUUGGUUAAUUGAAGAACUUCAAACAUCGACCACCGUGUAUAGUUAUUUUUUUUUACUUGUGUUGUGACGUAGCAUCAGUCUGUUGUGACGUCGCCCCCAGAGAGUUGUGACGUAGUGCACAACAAACUGUCCCAUUGACUAAUGAUGACAGAAGCGGAUCUAUCGUCUCCCACAUCGUCGACCGGUGACUACAGCCCCAAGAACAUGGACGACAAAACUAAUUACCGAAAGAGCAACAAGCCCAUGAUGGAGAAGAAGCGAAGGGCCAGGAUCAACUCCUGCCUGUCCCAACUCAAAUCUCUCGUCCUACAAGCCAUGAAGAAAGAUAAUUCACAAUAUUCCAAGCUAGAAAAGGCUGAUAUAUUGGAGCUAACGGUCAAACAUCUGAAGAAUGUUCAGCGUUUCCAGACAAAUGUGCCAGACGCUAUCAGCAAGUACAGAGCCGGGUUCAACGAGUGCGCCAGUGAGGUCAUAAAGUACCUCGGGGAGUCUCAAGGCGUCAACGAAGAGGCCCGCACCAGAAUCCUGACUCACCUGGCGUCUAUCCUGACGCCAAUCAACAACCUGCCCCUCCAGCAGAACCACACCCCCAUCCUCCCGGCGCCGUCCCCCACACAGCAGCAUCACCUGCAGCACCUUCAGCUACAUCAGCAACACCAGCAGCAGAGCGUGUACCUGACGCCCUCCGCGCAGAUCCUGACCAUAGACACCAACAACAACCAGCCACACCACGCCUACGUCACACAAACCAACACCAACAUCGACGUCAAACCCGUCAUCUCUGAAUCCCCCACGGCCUUCCAGACUCCCAUCUCCUCUGGCAUGAGCCCGCAGUCUAACCUACAAAUCCCCUGCAUCGCAACAUCAGCUCAGCUUCAUCUAGUACCCAGCACCCUCCCUUCCGGUCAAGUCGCUCUGGUUCUGGCACCUCAAACAGUUCCAUCCAUGAACUUCUACACAGCGCAACAAAUCACCCGGCACCAAGAGCCAGUCUCCAGCCAAGAGCAGCUCUCCAGAGCUGUUGAAGACUACAAGUCUCGUCUGGCAUCCAACAACAGUCCCAUAGCGCUGGUCACCAAACCAUCCCGUCAACAACGACCUGAAGCUUCAGCCCCAUACAAACGUCCUGCCACACCUCCCCAAAGAAGACAAUCCCCUGUCCACUCCUCAGCAUCAUCAGUGCUACCACCCCAUACCAUUAAAUCCGAAACCAUUUCAUCCCCACCACCUGCACCAUCAACCCUACCCAAACCAGCCACCAGUUCUGUUAUUAUCAACACCAACUACAGCAGCAGCGGCAUCAACGUCAUCACCAACACCAACAACUACAACAACAACGGAAACACUGUCAUCAGAACUACAUCAACAUGGCGACCAUGGUGAAGAUCAAUGGCACUGUUAUUAAAAUUCGCCUGCUUGCAAUAACUUUAUCAGCCAAUGACUUUAGAAUCAGUCAAAUAGCAGUUUCAUUAUCAGCCAAUGACUUUAGAAUCAGUCAAAUACAGUUUCAUUAUCAGCCAAUGACUUUAGAAUCAGUCAAAUCGCAGUUUCAUUACAGCCAAUGACUUUAAAAUCCUUCAGAUUGCAGUUUCAUUUUGAACCAAUGACUUUCAAUCCAGUCAUAUACCAGUUUCAAUAUCAACCAAUGACUUAUGAUUCAGCCAACUACUAAUCUGGCUUCCUCCUAUGAAACUUGACCACAGUUUGGCCUAAACACAAUUAGUCAUUGCAGGAAGCUCCACCAACUAUAAUCUACCAAUUAAGCAGAUAACUGAUUUUGGUUCCAAUAAUUUGUGUGCACUAACCAUCAGCCAAAACUGACAAAUCUUGAAGCUUGCCAGAUAAGAAAACUCACUGACAUUUUUAUUAAAACUUUUAUUUUUGUGAAGUUUUUUAACCUUGUUAUGUAAACAGAACAGGGUGAUCUAACCUUCUACAUAAAAAAAAACAUUGAAAUAAUCUGUUGUGCAUGAACAUUCCUCUUCAACAUUCUUCCAACAUUGCUUGUGUUCAUCCAACAAAUGUUUUGCCUUAUGUUGUCAUGGUAUUCCAAAUUUGAAUUUUACAAAAUUAACUGCCAAUUUGGCAACUCUGUUGUUUGUUUUUUUUUCAAUAUUUUCUGCCUUAAUGUUUUCAGCCUUGCUUGGAUAACUUCACUAAAUCGGGUUGUGCCUGGGUUGUGCCUAGGGUUGUGAUGUUAAAAUACCGGUAUUAACACCCAAUUUUUAAAAACUAAGAAAAAAAGCCUUGCAUUAUAACAAGCAGAAUCAAUGUUUAUAUUGUGUUGACAUUAUUUGAAAUACUGUGUGAAAAGAGUUUUUAAUCUAUAAAUAACUAGCAUGCAUUUUAGUUCUUUAUGUUUCAAGAAUCGCUCCAGCCUUAUCAAUUCCUUUGAAGUGUGUUGCUCAGAAAGAAAACUACUUGGGGCUGUCAUUUCAUGAUGUAUUAUUUGCAAAGCGUGUUAAAUCAUUUUGAUUGUGUUCAUUUUAUUCUGUCACUACAAGAAAUACAACAAUAGUUUGGUUUAUAUAAAUGUUUUCUUUGGGGUGAAAUAUUAUGCAGAAAUACUUUUUUUAAAGGUUUUAUUUGUCAUGCAAUGAUGUACUUUAUAAUAAUGUGCCUUUGAUAACCUGGUGUAAACAACGUGUAUAAUAUGUUGUAUAGUUGUGUUAGC